UUAAGUUGCACUCAUUAGAACAACGGCAAUAUAGCCAAGUGCCCACUUGGUGUCGCUGUAGGAUAAGGAAUGGAUGAUUUUCGCAUGUGCUGUUUACUAUGUGAUGUCCCUAGGACUUCUGGGUUGUGUACGUGAUCCUCCGAUAGACAGCAAUGUUACGUCGGCUCCGUGUCUGUAUUAAUAGUAACUCUGCAGUACUUUAAUAAAGUGUAUUUCGGCUAAGAACCUUUUCCAGUGGUCCUUGAAAAAGAGCACAAGUUACCACAUAUUUUUGGCGACGAGGUGAACUGGUUUUUGUUUUUUUCGUGUGUCUCCGGUUUGUUGUUUUGUAAGCUAAGCUAAGUGUGCUAAGUAAGCUAGGCGGCCGUGCGUGACCGACGGCGCCGAGGAAAAACACAGAGGAGAGACGCAGUUCGCAGCAGUGAAGCAGAACGGAGGACGGCAGUGUGUGUCGGCGGCUGCAGAGGAGCAGCUUGAAGAGGAAAUAAAAAAGGCACCCGGAGCUACAGAAGAGCUGCGUGGAGAGGGAGCCUCAAGCUAGGAUGGCUACAUAUGGGACUGUCGGUGAAUUUGUGGAGGGACACGAGGACUGGACGGAGUAUGAAGAAAGGUUGGGACACUUUUUCUCUGCUAAUGGGAUUACAGAAGAGGAUAAAAAGCGCUCUAUUCUCCUGAGUGCGUGUGGAGCAAAGACUUAUAAGUUGAUAAGGAACUUGGCCACACCGCGGAAACCGGGAGAGAUCCCAUAUGAUGAUCUUGUCACGCUCGUGGGAAACCACCACAAUCCAAAACCUUCUGUGAUAGUCCAAAGAUUCAAGUUUCACAGCUACUUCAGGAGGCAAGGUCAGUCUGUGGCUAACUUUGUAGCCGAGUUACGGCAGCUGUCAGAACAUUGUGAUUUCGGGGCAGUGUUAGAUGAUAUGCUACGUGACAGAUUAGUGUGCGGCAUUAAUAAUGACGCCACACAACGCCGCCUGCUGGGGGAAACUCCACCACUGACGUUCAAGAAAGCUCUGGAAACCUCCCAAGGCAUGGAGAUGGCUGCUAAUAAUGCCAAGGAUAUCCAGAAAGGACAUGGAGGAGCACAAACAGCAGCAGUGCACCAUGUCAGGAGAGAGACUGGUAAGCAUGAAAGAAAAGUGGAGUGUUUUCGUUGUGGAGGGGGACACUAUGCAAAUGACUGUAAAUUUAAAGACGUUGUUUGUCAUGCUUGUAACAAAAAGGGACAUUUAGCCAAAAAGUGCAGAAGCUCAAAGGGGAAGGGCAAGCCGGGGCUGGGAAAAAUGCAGCAGGCUCAGGCAGCCACACAUCACCUAGAUGAAGAAGAUAAAGAGGCUGUGUGUUCUUUUAACAUGUUUGGUGUGGAAACGGAUGAAGAACCACCUGAGCCUUACUAUGCAACAGUCACUGUAGGAGGGCAGGACAUUAAGUUUGAGAUUGAUUCAGGAGCUACAGCCUCCGUUAUCAGUGAAGACACUUACAGGAGGACGUGGGGGUUUAACCAGCCUCCCAUCCGCCCAUCAAAGCUCAAACUUAGGACCUAUACAGGGCAGCCCAUUCCUCAUUUGGGAGUGGUUUAUGUGGACAUUUUAGCAGAGGGUCAAAAAGCUAAAGGCAGGCUGGUGAUCGCUAAAGGCAGAGGGCCCAGUCUUUUGGGCCGCGAUGUGCUUAGAAAAAUCCGACUCAACUGGCAUGAAAUAAAAUAUGCAAGCACAACAGAGGUCACUCUGCAGCGAUACAGUGAUGUGUUCAAGGAUGAGCUGGGAACACUUAAGGGCAUGACAGUAAAGCUCCAUGUUGACCCUGAAGCCACACCUAGGUUUUUCAAGCCCAGAGCAGUGCCCUAUGCCAUGAAAGGCAAAGUUGAAGAGGAACUGGAACGAUUACAGAAGCUGGGCAUCAUCAAGCCCGUCCAGUUUUCAAGGUGGGCAGCACCCAUUGUUCCAGUGUUAAAGGAGGACAAAACUGCACGGAUAUGCGGGGACUACAAAGUCACAGUGAAUCAGGUCUCUAAGCUGGAGGAGUAUCCAUUGCCACGCAUAGACGACCUGUUUGCGACCCUGGCAGGGGGUAAGCUGUUCACAAAGCUGGACAUGAGCCAGGCCUACCAACAGCUACUGCUCGACGAGGAUUCAAAAGAGUACGUCACGAUCAACACACACAAAGGUUUAUUCAAAUACAAUCGCCUGGUGUUUGGAGUGGCAUCCAGUCCUGCCAUUUUCCAAAGAACAAUGGACACUCUGCUGCAGGGGAUUCCGCAUGUAGCAGUGUACUUAGAUGAUAUUUUGGUCACAGGGGCCACGGAGGUGGAGCAUCUGGCUAACUUGGAAGAGGUGCUGAAGAGACUCUCAGAAGCAGGGCUGCGAUUAAAGCGCAGCAAAUGUGUGUUUCUAGCACCAAGUGUGACCUAUCUGGGACACAGGAUCACAGCACAGGGACUCUGCCCAGUGGAAGACAAAGUGAGAGCUAUUAAGGAAGCUCCAAACCCCAAAUGCAUCACUGAACUCAGAUCGUUCUUAGGCAUGGUGAACUAUUAUGGCAAGUUUCUGCCCGACCUCUCAAAAGUUUUGGCCCCACUGUACAAGUUGCUUCACAAUGACACGAAAUGGCAGUGGUGUGAGGAGCAGGAGGCAGCUUUCAAGGAAGUGAAAGAGCUCCUCCAUUCAGCAACGCUCCUGGUUCACUAUGACCCGGAUAAACAGAUAACACUUUCAUGCGACGCCUCGCCCUAUGGAGUCGGGGCAGUUCUUUCGCAUGUAAUGGAGGACGGAUCAGAGAAGCCGGUUGGCUUUGCUUCACGUACCCUGACAAAAGCGGAGCAGGGAUACUCACAGCUAGACAAAGAAGGUCUGGCCAUCGUGUUCGCUGUCAAGCGCUUUCAUCAGUAUCUCUAUGGUCGCGCAUUCAAGAUCUACACAGACCAUAAGCCACUGAUGAGCCUGUUCAGUGAGACCAAAUGUAUCCCACCGCUGGCCUCAGCCAGGAUACAACGUUGGGCGCUCACACUGUCAGCCUACCAGUACGCCAUAGAGUACAGAGCAGAGACUGUUUUCUCACUGGAAAAGCUGGAAGAGACACCUGUGAAAGCAUCCCGGAUCAAACAGUGGACAGAGAGGGACCCAGUCAUGUCCCAAGUAAAAACUUUCCUUUUACAAGGCUGGCCCAGUGUGAUAGAAGGAGAGGAGUUGAGGCCUUAUACUAAACGUAAAACUGAACUGAGUCUGCAAGAUGGCUGCAUCUUUUGGGGUGCGAGGGUCAUUGUACCUCCCCCAGGCCGUUCACAGAUUGUGGAGGAAAUACAUGAGACUCAUCCAGGUGCAUCGCGGAUGAAAAGCCUCGCAAGAUCCUAUGUCUGGUGGCCAGGACUGGAUAAGGAUCUGGAGGACAAAGUGAAAGGAUGCACGCAGUGUCAGAUUAAUCAGAACAUGCCUCCACCUGCUCCUUUGCACCCAUGGGAGUGGCCAGACCGUCCCUGGUCUAGGCUACAUAUGGACUUUGCGGGCCCUUUUAAGGGGCAGAUGUUUCUCCUAAUGGUGGAUGCGCAUUCUAAAUGGAUUGAGGCCCACAUCAUGAGCAACAUCACAGCCCCCACAACCAUCGACAAACUCAGGCAAGUGUUUGCAGUACACGGCUUGCCUGACACACUAGUCACUGAUAAUGGUCCGACUUUCACCAGCGAGUUGUUCAGUGAGUUCAUGCAACAGAACGGCAUUCAUCACAUAAGAACAGCUCCUUUCCACCCAGCCUCAAAUGGACUGGCGGAGCGGGCUGUUCAGACAGUGAAGGAGGGCCUGAAGCGAAUGACAGGUGACUCACUCAGCACUCAGCUUUCACGAUUCCUGUUUAAAUACCGCCUCACGCCACAGACUACAACGGGGCGCACGCCAGCAGAGAUGCUGAUGGGGCGUCGGCCCAAGUCAAGACUGGACCUGCUGCGUCCGGACAUGAAGGCAAAAGUGCAGGGAAAGCAGGAAAAACAGAAAGAAAGACAUGAUCAACAUGUACGUGAGAGACAGUUGAAACCAGAUGACUGUGUCUAUGUGAGAAACUUCAGCAGCAACAACAACCAGCAGUGGCUACCUGGGAUUAUUCUCAAGAGGAGUGGGCCAGUUUCCUACGUUGUUAAGCUGACUGAUGGACGUAUCUUCCGCAGACAUCAGGACCAUGUGCGCCUGCGGCAGGAUACAGGCUCAGACACAGACAGUUCCACUGAGUUUCCAGGGGCUGGACCAACAGCAGUAGGGGUGGGUUCGCCAGAGUCUGAGACAAGGACAGAGGCUUCUGUUUCCUCUGGAGAGGAUGGACACUCUCACACUGACAUCCAGACCUCUCCCAGUCUCCCUACACCAGAUCCACCGAAGUCACCCACACCAGCGGUGUCUGCUGGGUCACCAGAGGUAGUGCGAAGGUCGCAUCGCACUCGCAAACCUCCAGACAGACUGAAUGUGUGACUGAAAGUUUAAAUCUGCCAUGUUUUCAUGUUUUCAGGUUUAUAUUGCUAAACAGUUGCUGAGACAGUACUUUAAGUUUAUGCGUACGCCAGCUAAUGAUAACCACCGUUUUGGGUUUUCUCAAAGUCCAUUUAUAUUUUUGGGAAUGUUGGAAUCUAAAGGGGGAGAAGUGUUAUAAUGUGAACAUUCAUGAAAGCAUUAUUAAGUUGCACUCAUUAGAACAACGGCAAUAUAGCCAAGUGCCCACUUGGUGUCGCUGUAGGAUAAGGAAUGGAUGAUUUUCGCAUGUGCUGUUUACUAUGUGAUGUCCCUAGGACUUCUGGGUUGUGUACGUGAUCCUCCGAUAGACAGCAAUGUUACGUCGGCUCCGUGUCUGUAUUAAUAGUAACUCUGCAGUACUUUAAUAAAGUGUAUU
Entelurus aequoreus (snake pipefish) is the source of this 4866-nucleotide messenger RNA. RefSeq lists its product as uncharacterized. The transcript has 2 exons. The record is from RefSeq and is a predicted model, not a curated record. The coding region runs from base 543 to 4451 and encodes 1302 amino acids. Gene Ontology annotation, biological process: proteolysis; DNA integration. Gene Ontology annotation, molecular function: aspartic-type endopeptidase activity; nucleic acid binding; zinc ion binding. NCBI's taxonomy places the organism in Eukaryota, Metazoa, Chordata, Actinopteri, Syngnathiformes, Syngnathidae.